GGUGUUUGAAAAAACGAAUAUCCGCGCAAAAAAAUAUCGCCGUACAUACAUGUUCGGAUAGAGAAAAUGAUCGUCUACAUGAACCCGGUGAUGUUCACCACAGAGCGUUGUAAAGAAUAUGCCCAACCCAUAGGAGGCAGUGUAGUGCAAAGGUGAAACGUAUAUCAGCAAAUCACAACCCUUCAAAGCAACCACAACUUCCUGUUAGUAUUGAAUCAUGGCGCCUGGAGGUUCGUUUGUGUGGACAGACCGCGAGGUUGAACUACUAUUAAAUACCGUGUUGGAGUACAAAGUUAAUAAAACUCAGGAAAAUGUCGACUGGGAAUCCUGUCAGAACAAGUAUGUUGAUAUUUUAGCGCUUUUUUUAGAGCAUUACCCAACGGAGUCCUCCGACGAGUUUCCCCAUUCACAUGCCGACAUCACGCGCGGGAAUUUAACAACAAAAAUGAAAGCAGUCCGAGGUAAAUAUCGCCAUGCUGUUGAUACAGGACGCAGGAGUGGACACGGUCGAGUGGUUCUUCUGUACUUUGAACUGUGCGAACAAAUCUGGGGUGGCUCUCCAGCUAGUACUACCAUAUCCUCCGGUAUUGAAACAGCUGACCUGGAUCAUUCUCGGACCCUACCCUCACCAUCCACAUCUUCUUCCUCCACUACCAUGGAUGUAGCAGACACAGGGUCUGAUAAUGAAAGCAGUGUGGGUCCUACUUCAAAGGAGAGGAGAGACCUGCUUGAUGCAAAACUAAAAGGACACAGACACGACCGUCUGAGGAGAAAGCUGCCUGCUGAGACCCAGUGGCUGAAUGCUCUUGAGGAAGACCAGCGUGUGAAAAAGAGACUGGUGGAAAUCAUUGAGACAUCAGAACAAAAAGCAUCCGAAAACUAUUCAAAAAUGUCCAAUACACUGGAAAGACUUACCACAUCGAUUGUUGAUGGGUUUUCUCUUCUGAAACAGGUCAUUCAUGCACCUGCACAACCACCACACUACAUGCCAUAUGAGCCAAGAGGUCCGAUGUAUUCGCACACAAUGGCCCACCAUUCUGUCCACCAAAACUCAGCAAAUUACCCAUACCCAAACAACUCCACUUCUGACAGAACACGUCAAAACACAAGACCAGGAAACACUAUGAACACUGAAGCUGUGUUCCACACACCUGCUGAAGCCACUGACCAAUUUUCAUUCAGUCAGGCCCUUUUUAGUGACCAGUAGAGUACUGUUUUAUACAUCGAAACAAGUCUGGUACAGUUAAGUAUAUACAAGUUCCACUUUUGCACAAGGUUGCACACAUGUCAGGUUGUUAAUCACAGUGUUAUUUACUCUGACAGUGUUUUUUUUCUGUUUGCUAUCUUUUUAUACAUACUGUGAAAAGCUUAAAAUGUAGCAAUUGCACAAUACUUUAACUAUUUACAUUUUUGUUACGUGAAUCUUUAUAAGAGUGGUGAUCUAGUCCAGUCCUUGGGAGC
Molecule: messenger RNA, 1461 nt
Organism: Nematolebias whitei (Rio pearlfish)
Lineage: Eukaryota; Metazoa; Chordata; Actinopteri; Cyprinodontiformes; Rivulidae
Exons: 2
Coding region: 218-1207 (329 amino acids)
Source: RefSeq, a predicted model, not a curated record